Messenger RNA from Sphaerodactylus townsendi, 5717 nucleotides. It is a transcript of the gene DLGAP2, whose product is annotated as DLG associated protein 2. Lineage: Eukaryota; Metazoa; Chordata; Lepidosauria; Squamata; Sphaerodactylidae. The transcript is spliced from 13 exons. The record is from RefSeq and is a predicted model, not a curated record. The coding region runs from base 42 to 3200 and encodes 1052 amino acids. Gene Ontology annotation, molecular function: molecular adaptor activity. Gene Ontology annotation, biological process: signaling. Gene Ontology annotation, cellular component: postsynaptic specialization; glutamatergic synapse.
AGUGGAAUGAACUGCAAGGAUUCUGCUUCCCUGCAACAUAAAUGGUUGCUGAAGAGGAAGAAGGCGGAGACCUCCUCAAAUCGGGGAUCAGUUUUCCAGGGACGCCAGAGGAGGAGCUAGACCAGCCGUACUCAUGGUCUCCCACUCCGCCCUUCAAUGAGGAAAGAUACUCUCCUGCUUCAAGGAACAUGAAAGGAUUAUCUGGCAGUUGCAAUCAACCACAGUUAUGUUCUGCUCAUACCUGUGGCUUAGCAUCCACUGAAGAAUGUGAACACACUCUUGAUCAUAUUCAUCAUGGCCAAGAUUCAAGGCAGUCAUACCUUCUCAGCCCAACCGAGAGCUGCCCGAUGGACCACCAUCGCUGCUCACCGCGAAGCUCCAUCCAUUCAGAAUGCAUGAUGAUGCCCAUGGUUAUGGGUGAUCAUAUGUCCAGUAGCACUUUUCCCAGAAUGCACUACACCUCACAUUACGAUACUAGAGACGAUUGCACCAUGUCUCAUCCUAACACUAAGGUCAACCGGAUCCCUGCAAAUCUGCUGGAUCAGUUUGAAAAGCAACUUCCUCUCCACAGGGAUGGCUUUCAUACUUUACAGUACCAGAGGACCUCAACAGCUGCUGAACAGCGUAGCGAAAGUCCAGGGAGAAUACGCCAUCUUGUUCAUUCAGUACAAAAACUUUUCACAAAAUCUCAUUCUUUGGAAGGAUCUUCCAAGAGCAAUGUGAAUGGGACAAAAGGAGAUGGCCGAGGAGAUGACCACCAUCAUGGACAUCAUUCUAAACAUGGCAAAAGAAGUAAAAGUAAAGACAGGAAACCUGAGAGUAAGCAUAAAACUGGAAUGAGCAGUUGGUGGAGUUCUGAUGAUAAUUUGGAUAGCGAUAGCACUUACCGAACACCUAGUGUUGUAAACAGGCAUCAUGUGGACCAUAUCUCUCAUUGUUACCCCGAGGCUCUUCAGGGACACUUUGGGGAUCUCUCACUAAAGACUUCAAAAAGUAACAAUGAUGUCAAAUGUUCUGCUUGUGAAGGGCUUGCAAUGGCCCCUGAUGGGAAAUACAUGAAAAGGAGUUCUUGGUCUACACUUACCGUAAGCCAGGCUAAAGAAGCUUAUCGCAAGUCAUCCCUUAACCUAGAUAAACCUCUAGUUCAUCAGGAAAUCAAACCUUCCCUGAGGCCAUGCCAUUACCUUCAGGUGCCUCAAGAUGAAUGGGGAGGGUACCCCGCUGGCGGUAAAGAUGAGGAGAUUCCCUGCAGAAGGAUGAGAAGCGGAAGUUAUAUUAAAGCCAUGGGAGAUGAGGAAAGUGGAGAUUCCGACACUAGCCCCAAAACAUCACCAAAGGUAGCGGUCCUUCCAGAGUCAUUGCUAAAAUCCAUUGGACAAAGAGUUCUCGGAGAUCACCAAAAGACGAUUUUUAGGACGAAGAGUUUGGAAAUUCAUAACAUGCCAGAAUGUAAGGAGACUCAAGGUGGCUUACAAGCUCCUUUCCCUUCCUCUCCCCACAACAGACACCUUGUGAGUCAGAGCUAUCUGCAAGCUGCAAGUGACGUGCCUGGUGGUCACAACUUGGAUCCGUCAGCAAACUACAAUUCCCCCAAGUUCCGAUCAAGGAAUCAGAGCUAUAUGAGAGCAGUGAGCACGCUCAGUCAGGCCAGCUGCAUCAGCCAGAUGAGUGAAGCAGAGGUCAAUGGGCAAUUUGAAUCUGUUUGUGAAUCAGUAUUUAGCGAAGUUGAAGCUCAGGCAAUGGAUGCCCUCGACCUUCCAGGAUGUUUCCGAACCAGAAGCCACAGUUACUUGCGUGCCAUUCAGGCAGGUUACUCCCAAGAUGACGAAUGUGUCCCUGCAAUGGCAUCUUCCAAUAUCACCUCAACAAUCAGGUCAACAACAGCUGUAACGUAUACGAGUUACAAAAAAACACCACCACCUGUACCCCCUCGUACUUCCUCUAAGCCACUAAUCUCAGUUACAGCACAGAGCAGCACAGAAUCAACGCAGGAUGCCUAUCACGAUAGCCGGACUCAGAGGAUUUCCCCAUGGCCUCAAGAUGGACGAGGGAUGUACAACUCUACAGACAGUUUGGAUAGUAACAAGGCCAUGAACCUCGCCAUGGAAACUGCAGCUGCCCAGCGCCAUGUGUCUGAGAGUCACAGUACCUCAAUACGAACCAGCGACAAGGCCAUCCUAGUGUCAAAAGCUGAAGAGUUCCUGAAGAGUCGGCGUUCCUCAAUAGGGAUUCAGGUGGAAACAGCAACGGAUUCAGAUACUGAGAGCAGAGGUCUUCGGGAAUAUCAUUCUGUUGGAGUGCAAGUUGAAGAUGAAAAACGACACGGACGGUUUAAGCGUUCAAAUAGUGUAACAGCAGCUGUUCAGGCUGACCUAGAACUUGAAGGCUUCCCAGGACACAUAACAAUGGAGGACAAGGGACUUCAGUUUGGUGGCUCUUUCCAGCGGCAUUCAGAACCUAGCACCCCUACUCAAUAUGGUGCAGUAAGAACUGUACGGACACAGGGGUUAUUUAGUUACAGAGAAGAUUAUAGGACCCAAGUAGAUACUUCUAAUCUUCCACCACCAGAACCCUGGUUGGAACCAGCCAUUGAAACAGUUGAAACAGGACGGAUGUCUCCUUGUCGGAGGGAUGGGUCUUGGUUUAUGAAGUUAUUACAUACUGAGACAAAGAGAAUGGAAGGAUGGUGUAAAGAGAUGGAGAGAGAAGCGGAAGAAAAUGAUCUUUCUGAAGAAAUUCUAGGUAAGAUCCGGAGUGCUGUAGGAAGCGCUCAGCUGCUUAUGUCUCAGAAGUUCCAGCAGUUCUAUUGGCUAUGUCAGCAGAAUCUGGAUCCCAGUGCCAUGCCACGGCCAACUUCGCAGGAUCUAGCAGGAUUCUGGGACUUGUUACAGCUGUCUAUUGAAGAUGUCAGUAUGAAGUUUGAUGAACUGCACCAGCUGAAACUGAAUGAAUGGAAAAUAAUAGAGUCACCUGAAAGAAAGGAAGAAAGAAAAGUUCCUCCUCCUGUACCAAAGAAGCCCCCAAAAGGAAAAUUCCCUAUUGCAAGAGAGAGGUCUCUAGAUCUGCCUGACAGACAACGUCAAGAAGCCCGAAGACGGCUAAUGGCCGCCAAAAGAGCAGCCUCGUUUCGGCAGAAUUCAGCUACCGAGCGCGCAGACAGCAUUGAGAUUUAUAUCCCAGAGGCUCAAACGAGGCUUUAAAGACCAGAAUGCUGCAUAGUUUCUUCUUUUUUUUCAAAGGACAAAGCAAAGCAAAAUGCUUGUACAGUUUGUCUCCUCCUGGUAAGACUUGGUCACAUUCUCUUCCCUUCCCACCGAAUGGGCCCUUGGUGUUGUGACCCUUGUGCUACCUGCACAGUGGAAUGCUUUUGAGUUCCUCAGAAUUUGCUGAGCCUGUUGCAAGAACUACAGUUCUUUUCCCAUUUUUUGUAUUUAUUACCAGACUAAACAAUCAGCUCCAGUGGAUAAGGCUUCUUGAGACCUUACUUAUCCAAUAUGUUCUCAGAGGACAACGAGAAACACCUCUUGAGAUGGAACCCAGCUUACUUUUUUGUUAUUUAUAUUUUUAUAAAUGAUGUGAUAACUAGGGUUAAGAAUAUUUAAAAAAACUUUCAAAUGGGUGCAUCUCACCAUUCACCAGAGGCAUUAGCUAAUCCAAGUAGAAGGUGCUACAAAUGUCGUGCAAGAAAGAAAGAACCCAUCUCUCCCCCACCCCACCCGACCUCCAGUUUCCUUGCUUUGUACCCAGCUAAAGUUUUUGCCCAUGUGCUCUGCUGUUUUGCUCAUCUUCGUUACUGCAAAAUAACACGAGGCCUAUCAUCUCACAUCAAGUUGAGUUUUUGGAGAUGAACAGGGAUAUCCAGCCAUGAAACUCCAAAGUUCAUCAGGAACUAACAACAACAAAAGCAUAGAAAUAUCUGGUUGUGAUGGGAACAUCUAGCCGAGUGAGAAAUAUGCAUCAUUUCAAGCAUCCAGAAAUCUGAUGGGGAAAAUAAUGCAAGAGGACUUGAUUAAUAAAAAAGAAAAGAAAAGGAAAGCCUUAAGAAUUUAGAUCUUCUGUAGCAAGAUAUGAAAAGUUCUAUUACUCCUUUGGAACACUUGUUACAUUUUCAACAAUUCUUUUAUGCUGUAGUUAUUUUGUUUACAAACAUGGAAUUUUUUUUUUAAUUUCAAAAGCUGUGCUACAUGUAAUAUUUGAAAGUCUCAAAAUGCUAGAAUCAAUUGAGUUUCCAGGGUAUCCUUUAAAAGUAAACAAAACAAAAAAACACUAACAAAAAACCUUUGCUUGUUUAAAAUACCAGUUGUGAUGUUGUAACCAGUUUAAGAAAUAUGAAUGUGAGUGGUAAGUAUAUCUCAGUUUAAAUGGUAAUCUUAAGGUAACAAAAGGUGAACUGUGGUUUACAUUUGUAAUUUUGUUCACAUUUCCUUUCCUAUGCAGUAUUAGUUAAAGAUAAGAGAAAGUCUUUUGACAGUUGUACCAGAUUUAUAGGGACAUGAUUUCAAGAGAUGUGUGAUUUCUAACUGUGGGAAAGUGCCCCCCCCCUCCCCCCGUCUUAGUUUAAUACCAAGGAAAAGUUAGGAAUAUUAUGCUUGGGCAUGAACCACACUCUUAAUAGUGUUAUUCAGCUUAUUUAUCUUUCCAAGGUUCUGAUCAUAAUUCUCUGAAAUCUUCAGAAGACAAGCACACACACACACACACACACACACACACACACACACACACACACACACACACACAAGGGUUCAGAUUGAACCACAAUAUAAAAACUGAACUGCAUUCUUGAGACAAGUUUCUGUUAUCAGUUUUAGUUGAACAAUCUGUAUUUAGCCAUAGGCUGAACAGCUUCUUAAGUGAUACUACAGCACUUUGGUUCCUCACUUUAAUGAGCACUUUAAAUAUGUACUUUGCAAGCCCUUCCUUCCACCACGCAACUGCAAAAUGCUAGACGUUAUAGGAAGUUAGGCAGAUUCAACAUGGGGGUUCUCUGCUUCCCCUCCCACCCCCCACCCCCCCUUUCCUCCAAUGUAUUUUGUUAAGCAUGCAUUCUGUUUUAGGGCAAAGCUGAUAUAAGCAUGUUUAGCUUCAAGAUAUGAAUCUUUAGAGUUGAAUGUUUGCGAAAGGAGGGGACCCUGUAAAUUGAGCCUAAUAUCUUGUGUAAAUUUUACCAAAUAGCCUUAAACUGCAUUUGGAAGCAAAAAACCAAGAGGAAUGUAUAACAUUAAAAAUGCAAAAUAAUAAUAAUAAUCCUAAAAUGUUCUUCUGUAAUGAUUAGGAUAUUCCCCUUCUCCAGUGUGUUAAUAGAAGUUCUCGGAAAGAGCCGACUACCGGGUAGUGUAUAAGAUUAAUGCUGCUUACUGUUCUGUUUUAAAUGCAAGUAUUUUUGCAGGUAUCUUUAAAGAUUAGAUUUUUUUUUCAAGCGGAGCUGCUACAUAGAAGUAACUACAUGAAAGUAAAAGAAUAGAAUAUGCAUUUCCUAGAGACAGCAGAUUUGAAACAGAUCUCCCUUUCCCUCUCUUCCCUUUCCCACCAUACCUAAUGCAGCUGAUCUGUUUUUAUCUCAUUUAAUCAAUAGGUAAGGCCAAAUCACAUUUGCUUUGCUCAUUUGUGCAGAGCAGGAACUGAUGGUCAUAAGGCAAUGUGCUGCAUUUGAUUCAUUCAUCAUAUUCCAUGCAAAAAAAGAAGAAGAAAGCAAACUUUUAUCAAGACUCCAAAUGUAA